This is a messenger RNA of Penicillium diatomitis, 303 nucleotides long. RefSeq lists its product as uncharacterized. The transcript has 2 exons. The record is from RefSeq and is a predicted model, not a curated record. The coding region runs from base 1 to 303 and encodes 100 amino acids. NCBI's taxonomy places the organism in Eukaryota, Fungi, Ascomycota, Eurotiomycetes, Eurotiales, Aspergillaceae.
AUGAUCUCCGACGACUGCAUCAAGUUGACCGGAGAUGUCGACGUUGAAUUUCCUCCCCAAACCCUGGAGGCACGAGCCGCAUCCAUCGCCGUGGCGGCAGUGGAACAUUCCUCCCCAAUCGGACCAGAGACCCUGCGAUACGGUGGUACAUUAGCGUUCCACCGGGCCAAACCAGAGCGGCACACUUCGAUCGACUCGCCUGGAUUUGACUCUGAGAUGCUUCGUUUUGCUCCGCAAGUGGAUGGUCUGCCAAGCAAAGGGACACCGGAGGAGGAGCUGCCAAGAUGGAGGGCGGGGGCAUAG